Pocillopora damicornis (cauliflower coral) is the source of this 1316-nucleotide messenger RNA. Its product is annotated as prolactin-releasing peptide receptor-like. Gene Ontology annotation, biological process: G protein-coupled receptor signaling pathway. The record is from RefSeq and is a predicted model, not a curated record. Gene Ontology annotation, cellular component: membrane. Lineage: Eukaryota; Metazoa; Cnidaria; Anthozoa; Scleractinia; Pocilloporidae. Gene Ontology annotation, molecular function: G protein-coupled receptor activity.
UUUUCGACUUUGUGACUGAUAAUUUGACGAACUGUUUGUUUUUUAGUCAAUUUCGUGAUUCUUUUAUGUCAAGAACAUCAUACGCAAAUGAAGAAGUUUCUUUUGUCUGCAUUCUUUUGUUAGUCACGUACAAAAAUGCAAGCCGACUAUAUCUAUUAUGAGACCAGUUGUUAAUUUUUCAAUUCUCAGCUGAAUAGUCAAACUAAACUUCACGUUGGCCCACGAGGCAAAAAGUAUUUUCAUGGAAACAAACUUCACAGAAGUCUGUAUAUUUGUCGUUCUAUAUGCCAUUGUGGUUCUGGCUGGUUUACCUGGAAACGUUCUCUUUAUUGCCGUGGUAAAACGAACUCGUUCAAUGCAUACAACGACAAACUUCAUUCUCGGAAACAUCGCCGUUGCCGAUGUAUUCACUCUUCUGUUUUGCUUUCCUGGGGUGCUGUUGCAGUUUGCAGUGGACCAUCAUCCAAGAAACGCCUUUGGAAGUUUUCUUUGCAAGUUUGUCACUAUGCAUCAAAUUGCUGGUGUAACUUUGUUAGUGUCUGGCCUAAGUUUGACACUGAUAUCCAUCGAGAGACAUAACGCUCUGCUUCAGCCAAUGAAUACUAAGCUUCGCCUACGAAAGAAACAACUUUAUUUAGCUGUUAGUCUAAUCUGGAUUUUCUCAAUCGCCUUUGUUUUGCCCCUGUUUGUCGAACAGAAAUACGUCGAUGAACUAAAGAGCUGCCACAUGGACUGGAAACCCCCCGUUUCGAAGGCUUACUGGGGAUCUUUGGCAGGACUCACUCUCCUGUCGUGGCUUGUAAUGUUCGUUUGUUAUUUUCGCAUUGUUAGUGGAAUCUUGCGCGGGGACAUUUUAUCAUCCAGCCCAAAUAAAGGCGAAAACGUCAAAGAAAAGGAUAUCCAAAGCAAGAAAAAGAUUGUCAAACUUUUGAUAACUAUCACCAUUUUAUUUAUAGUUUGUUUUUUGCCAUUCGCUUUAGUCUCAGCCAUAAAUGUUUCAUCACACAGUUUGUUUUACAAAGUUUCCUAUUUCUUGGUGUACUGUAGCUGUUCUCUAAAUCCAGUGGUUUACGCAUUUCAAAGUUCAAACUACAGAACAGGCAUAAGGUGUCUCUGUGCUAAGAGACAAACAAUGCAUAUUGUGAAUUCUGGGAACGAUGUCUUAACCAGGUAGCCUUGAUGAGCCGCUGAAUGCCGACAUUGAUUUUGCAAAUUCCUUUGACAUAGAACAAUGAAAAAAAUAUAUUAAAACACUGUUAUUAACACAGUAAUAAACUGACUGUCGUAAAUAAAAUACACCUGAAUUCACACUAUUA